CGCGGCCAAAAACUGACAGGGAAGGCCCGAGCUCUGAACCACAUGAAGGUCUUGGCGUUUAUUAGAGGUCCCCACUCUCCACAUCCCGUCCCGUCGUCAAGUGGUUUGUUACAUUCUGUGUUCCUGAAUUCCAUCAUCAAUCAGUCAACCCAACGACAACACAUUCAACAACAAACCCGACCCUAUCCGAGACACAUUCCCACCGAAUAUCUAAUCUAAUCUAAUCGAAUCAAUGGCACCGUCCCUCAUCCGCUCGCCGGUCCAGCUGCCACCGGCCGAGGCAUUGGCCCUCUCCCAGCAAGCUCCUGUCGUCCUCCAGAGCUCUCCGAGCACCGUGUCAUCAUCCGCCCUGGGUUCAUUGUUUUCCGCCACCGAGAAGCCCGAGCUAUGGAUACAAUACGAGAACUUGAUUCUUUCCUGUCUCCGAACUGGCGACGACAGGGCGGCACAAGAAUGCUACGAUCGACUUGCUGCUCGUUUCGGAAACAAUGACCGAGUCAAGGCGCUGGGAGGGCUCAUCAAGGAGGCCCAGGCCCAAAAUAAUGGCGAGUUGGAAAAGGUUCUGAAGGAGUACGACCAAAUGCUCGAGGAGAACAACACCAAUCUCCCUAUCAUGAAGAGACGUAUUGCCCUCCUUCGAUCCAUGGGCCGCCUCUCGGAUGCGGGCUCAGCCCUGAUGCAGCUUCUUGAUUUCUCCCCGACCGAUUCCGAGGCUUGGUCUGAGCUGUCGGAUCUCUACUUUUCUCAGGGGUUGUACCCACAAGCGAUCUACGCCAUGGAAGAGGUCCUGAUCCUGGCUCCAAACGCAUGGAAUGUACAUGCCCGACUAGGCGAACUGCAAUACAUGGCCGCCACUGCUUCGGGUGCCACUGGUGCACCCUAUCAGAAGCAGAUGGCAGAGGCCAUCAAGCGUUUCUCGCGCAGCAUUGAGUUGUGCGACAAUUACCUGCGAGGUUAUUAUGGCUUGAAACUGGUCACAAAGAGACUGUUGAAGGACAAUGCCAAGCCGGCAAAGCAGUCUGACGAUGAAGACUUCUCUCUCCCAGAUUCCAACACCAUUGAGCGGCUGAAUGAACUGGCCACAGCCAAGUUGGCCGAGAUUGUCCGACACAGCAGUGCGCAAGACCGCGGUUGGAGGGGGUACGAUGCCGCCGAGGUUGCAGCAGCGCGGGAGCUCCUCUCCGAGGAUGCGCCCUCGGGGAUGGAGAGGUGA
Molecule: messenger RNA, 1213 nt
Organism: Podospora pseudocomata
Lineage: Eukaryota; Fungi; Ascomycota; Sordariomycetes; Sordariales; Podosporaceae
Gene: oca3
Product: Inositol phosphatase SIW14
Exons: 4
Coding region: 233-1213 (326 amino acids)
Biological process (GO): protein folding in endoplasmic reticulum
Cellular component (GO): EMC complex
Molecular function (GO): protein binding
Source: RefSeq, a predicted model, not a curated record